This is a messenger RNA of Trypanosoma conorhini, 975 nucleotides long. RefSeq lists its product as uncharacterized. Lineage: Eukaryota; Euglenozoa; Kinetoplastea; Trypanosomatida; Trypanosomatidae. Bases 1 to 975 code for a protein of 324 amino acids. The record is from RefSeq and is a predicted model, not a curated record. The transcript has a single exon.
AUGCCGUACAGGCUACUCGUCACAAACAUCCCUCUGCGCGUGGGGGAGGAGGAGUUCUACGACUACGUGCGUGCCCACGUUGGCGGAGAGGCGGUGGUGAAUGCGCUGCUUAUCAUGCGACCAGACGGAACGGGGACGUCGCCACACAUGUCGUCCUCCGGGGCCGCGCUGGUGGAUUACUCCGCGAAGAGCGCGGCCGAUGCCGCAAGGCGGGUGGACUUCUACGUGGACGGGGCGGCCGUCAUGAUGAAGGCGGUGGGCUCCGUUCCGGCGCCGGGUCGGCACGCCGAAACGCUCGCCGCAGAAGGACGCGAGGCCUACCAGCGACUUCGGUGUGGCGUUGCGCACGCCGACCGUCGUGGCGGCCGCGGCGGCGACGCAGUGGCGGGGCAGAAGCGGCGGCGCGGAGGUGACAGCGCCGUUGCCUCUGACUCGCCCGACAGGGACGCGACGGCCACUAGCGUCGACGGCGGCGCGGAGGUGGAGCUCCGCCUCGUCGGUGUGCCGCGUGAUCUCUACGGCGCCCGCACUGACGAGGGACCUGCGGACGCGGGGGGUCGGCCGACGGGUCCCCCCGCCUUCGAUCUCUUCGCCGACGUCGCCCGCAGCGUUCGCCGCGCGACGCUCGGGGAGCUGCUGUCGCUGCGACGCCUCACCGACGAAGAGGCGCUUAUUCGAGUCUCCGCGGACACGGCGGCGGCGCUGCUGGAGCGGGCGGAGGACGGCCUCCAGCUCCUCCCAGAGCCCACCGCCGCUGCACAGCAAGCCAAGGAGGCUGCCAAAGGCCCCUGCGAUCACCGCCGCCUCUACGUGCGCCCGUCGCGGCCCCGCGUGCAAAUCACAGGCGAUAACUUCGCGCUGGCCACAAAGCACGAGGUGGUGGGGGCCAUGGCGCGCAUCAUGGCACUCACCAACGCGAAGGUCGCUGGAUUUAUUGACCCCUUCGGCAACUUUCUGCUCCCCUCCGUUAACUGA